Terrapene triunguis (Three-toed box turtle) is the source of this 2100-nucleotide messenger RNA. It is a transcript of the gene POC1B, whose product is annotated as POC1 centriolar protein B. NCBI's taxonomy places the organism in Eukaryota, Metazoa, Chordata, Testudines, Emydidae. Gene Ontology annotation, biological process: cilium assembly. Gene Ontology annotation, molecular function: protein binding. The transcript has 11 exons. Gene Ontology annotation, cellular component: centriole; ciliary basal body. The record is from RefSeq and is a predicted model, not a curated record. Bases 222 to 1544 code for a protein of 440 amino acids.
GCCGCGCUCACAGGGUUGGAUGGGGCCCGCAGCCAGGCAGGGGCUGCCGCUGGGGUCGAAUUCGGGACUCGGCUAGUCGGGUCUGGAGCGCGGGGGGUUUGACUGGGCCGCGGCGCGGCUGCUGGUGUUUCAGGGCAGGGGAUCGCAGCGCCUGGAGCGGGCGCGCCGGGUCCCUGUCCCAUGGCGUCUGUGCUGCCUCAUCUUCUUUGGAUAGAUUUCUUAUGAUAUGGAAUUUGAAGCCACAGUCCAGAGCUUUCAGAUUUGUGGGUCACGUGGAAGCUGUGACCAGUGUACAGUUUUCACCAGAUGGGCACCUCAUGGCAUCUGCUUCUCAGGAUCGGACUGUUAGACUAUGGAUUCCCUGUAUUCAUGGAGAAUCUUCAGCCCUGAAAGCCCAUACUGCACCUGUCCGUAGUGUGAACUUCUCACAUGAUGGCCAGUUCCUAGUUACAGCGUCCAAUGACAAAUCAGUAAAAGUAUGGAGUGUCCACCGGCAGCGCCUUUUGUUUUCCUUAUCCCAGCACACACACUGGGUUCGCUGUGCCAAAUUUUCACCUGAUGGAAGAUUAAUAGCAUCUUGCAGUGAGGAUAAAACUGUUAAAAUCUGGGAUGCAGCAAAUAAAAUAUGCAUUGAUAGCUUUACAGACUAUGAAGGGUUUGCAAACUAUGUUGAUUUCAAUCCAAGUGGUACAUGUGUAGUUUCUGCAGGUUCUAAUCAUACAGUGAAGCUCUGGGAUAUUCGAAUGAACAAGUUACUGCAGCAUUACCGAGUUCACAGAGGAGGAGUUAAUUGUGUAUCAUUCCAUCCUUCUGGUAACUAUCUCAUCACUGCUUCUACUGAUGGUACCCUUAAAAUUAUGGAUCUCUUAGAAGGAAGACUUAUAUAUACGCUUCAUGGACACAAGGGACCUGUGCUUUCUGUGGCCUUUUCCAAAGGUGGGGAAAAAUUUGCAUCAGGUGGAGCUGAUGCACAGGUAUUACUGUGGAAGACCAAUUUUGAUUCAUUUAACUAUAAGGAAGUUCUUAAACAACAUAUUAGAAGAAUACAUACUGAUGACCCACCUCACCUUCUUGAUAUUUAUCCAAGAUCACCUCAUCCCCAUGAUGGGCAAUCUCAGUCAAUUGAAAUAGAUCCUAGCUUCGAUGUGACCGAUACACAAACGCUUGACCCACCUGUCGUAGAUAUUAGUUCCUCCGUGUAUUUCAGUUCUCCGUCAAGGACAACUGGCUCUUCAAAUGGAGUUUCCCUAUUCAAAGAUGAUAUGAGCAGUGAAGAUCUGCGGUAUCGUCCUGCUUUGUUCUCACCCGCAAGCUCAAGAAGGAGGCUGGAGGACGAGGUUGAACCAGCUGUGUGUACCGUGGACAAGCGCAUAGGCAUCUCGCCAGCUCUGGGUAAUGCUUUAGAGCACAUUGUGGAGCAGCUGGAUGUUUUGACUUUAACUAUUUCAAUCCUGGAGCAGCGAUUGACUUUGACUGAAGAUAAACUGAAAGAAUGCUUAGAAAAUCAACACAAAAUGUUACUUCAAGCCAGGCAAGGAGAAUAAAAAGUACAAAUGUAGUUGAUCUGUACUGAUGAAUAUGUUUCAUACAUUCUCAGGGAACUAAUAAAUGAUGAUGCCUUAUUUAAUCUCACAAUAAGCAAAAAGCAAAUUUUGUCUCUUAUUUUAACCUAUUGCUGUAAGGAGAAAAAAGUGGAAAAAGCACAUGCAGUAUAUUUUAAAAAUAUAGUGGCAAACUAACGUUUGGUUAACAUAUUUAAUAAAAUGUAGUUUAGCAGAAGAUUAAUACAGUUUUAAUACACAUUUUGGGUGACUCUUUGACAUCCAUAGAGUGAGGAUUUCACUCUUUAUUUUGUUUGUUACCUCUCAACCUUUCAUCCUCAUUACAUUCUACCAGUUGGCAGCCUAUACUUAAAUAUUUUCCCAGGCCUAAGAACCUUUUUUAAAAGCACUGAACAACAAACUAUGCAAUUUUAGAUGGAAGGCAUUUAUUGUGAAAGGAGGUAAGGCAGCUUUUUCAACCUAAGUGAGACUUACUUAAAAUGAAGUUGCCUUAAGAACAGCAGGUAGAAAUUAUACCCAUAGAGAAGUGACAAGACCU